CGUUCGAAGCCGGUCGUCGGUUGGCGGUACUUGUAGCGUACAUAUUGGGCCUUCAAUCGGUACGAAAUCUUGAAACAUUGCAGCCACAUAUCGGCUGGACGCUCGCUUUGCGGUUAAUAUUUGUAGUGCGAGCGCAGUUGUUGUUGCCGUCAUCUUCGUCGUCGUGAAAGUUGUGUCUACUAUUUAGCUUUAUUAUUUGGUGGUGUUGCUGCUAUCUGCAAGAAAUUAUUCACCAAAGUGACACACAUGCAUACGUGUUGGUGUUGUUGUUGUUAUGAUAAUCGUUGUUGUCUUUCUACGUGAGAAUCCGUGUGCGUGCGUGUGUUUGAUCGCCUCCUGAAGCGCUCCUGAUGACGCAUAGCGCCGUACGGUCGUAAACUCUUAGUAGAAUACCUUAAAAAUCAACGCGAACACACUUACAACUACAUGCAUGCGUCCACACCCAUACAAACGCAAGUGCUGCGUGCAUUCCGUAUUACGGCCCACGGUGAAGUGUGUCACUUGUGAAGCAAUGAAAAGUACGAAAAUGCAUUUGAUUCGGAGAGCGCCGAACGCGAGCUCCUAUCGGGAAAUAAAAAUGCGCAAAGUUCAUGGUCAACUGUUGUCACAGAACGCGUCUACGCGCCGCUACAGCGGCAGCCGGGUGUUCAUACGCCCACGCGUGCAAUUUCGCGAUUGAGCCGAAUCGUGUUCAUAAUAUUUUCGACUAGUGCAACGCGUCCAUUUUGAAGAAAAGUUUCGCUUUAUUAAGCGUUGUGCGAUAGUGAUGAAAAACUCGUUCGCGGCCGCAGCGAAAAAGAUAAAAAGUUUGUAUUUUGGUGUUCUCAAGAGAUGAAAAAUGUGCCAAUGGUCUUCUGUGUACUAACAAGCUUCUGUUUUUUAAAACCAUGGAAAAAUAAUAAAAUAAAUAAAAUGAAAGUUAAAAAGUGCAUGCGAUCUAUGCAUUGGGACCAACUAUGGUUCUCAGCCGAAUAAUCCUUCGAGAGUGUAAUGAGUUGCAUGGUUUCUUUCCGCACUUUUGUGGCUUGCCUUUAUAUAUGUAAAAUAUAAAACAAUUUACUAACCAAAACUAAAAAUUUAAAAAAAUCCCGAAAAGCUAUAGUUAAACCAUACAAUUAUGUUCAAAGUGCUGUGUUUAUUACGUUUAAAGCUAAAAAUAAUUUUUACAAUACCAAUUGCUGUGAUUAAGUUUGAAUUAUGACGUCCAUUACAAUGAAUAUGGUUUUUUUAAAGGAUUUACGAACGCGCAUCAGAGGAUAUAUACACGGUGACUACAUUAAACAUCCCGUCCUUUACGAGCUCAGCCAUAAAUAUGGCUUCACCGAUAAUCUUCCCGAGAGUGCACUGCCUAACCGCCUCGAGGAAAUCAAAGAGGCGAUACGGCGUGAAAUUCGCAAAGAGCUGAAAAUUAAAGAGGGUGCCGAGAAAUUGCGCGAGGUAGCCAAAGAUCGACGCUCCUUGAACGACGUGGCUUCAAUUGUGAAGAAAAGCAAUAGCAAAUUAGCCGAGUUGAAAUCGGAGUUGCAAGAAUUGGAGAGUCACAUUCUCCUAACGCAAGGCAACUCCGUGAGCAAUGGCAGAGAUGGCUACUCCUCGAAUUUAUCCACGCCAACGUCUACGUUGGGCGGUAGCGUCAGCAGCUUGGGCGGUGGCAAUGGCGGUCUUAUUGGUGGCGGACACGAACAGCUUUCGACGAACGACAAAAUGCUCAUCUCACUGGAGAAGCAACUGAAUAUCGAAAUGAAAGUGAAGAAUGGCGCUGAGAAUAUGAUACAGUCAUUGGCGAGUGGCCAUCAUGGGCGUGACAAAAAACUCUUGGCUGAAGCGCAACAAAUGUUGGCCGAUUCGAAGGCGAAAAUUGAGUUCUUGCGGUUACGCAUCCUCAAAGUAAAGCAGAACAAGGAACACGCUCACAAAUUGUCCGCGCAGGCAGCCAUAGCGGCCAGCGGCGACGGCGAGAAUGGUGGGCAGCCGCAACGGCUGGAGACAACGCUCGAGGAGCGCAUCGAGGAGUUGCGGCAUCGCUUACGCAUCGAGGCGGCCGUCGUGGAUGGAGCAAAGAAUGUGAUACGUACCCUACAGAAUAACAAAGUGCCCGAUAAGAAGGCGUUGCAAGAGGCAAAUAUAAGCCUUAGUGAGUCUUCACGCAAGCUGGAUCUCCUAAGGCACUCGCUUGACUUGCGACGUCUGGAAUUGCCCGUGGAUUCACCGGCCGCACACCAACUAAAAUCGGAGCUGCAGUCGGUACAGCAGGCAUCGUCGCCAAUUCCAGUCACCUACACGUCUCUGCAACCCUUUCACGGCGGUCUGUUGGGCGGAAAACCAUACCAACAGGUCUCCUCACUCGGCCGUUGCGCCAGCGUAUCCGGUAAACUGGAAGUGCGUCUGAUGGGGUGCCAAGAUUUACUCGAAGACGUACCUGGACGUUCGCGACGCGAUAAAGAUAACAAUUCCAGUCCGGGUGAUUUGCGCAGCUUUGUUAAGGGUGUAACGUCCCGCAGCAGUUCGAAAAGUUAUUCAGUCAAGGAUGAGACAUCGUCUGAAAUAAUGGCAGUCAUAAAGCUAGAUAAUAUAACGGUGGCGCAGACAUCUUGGAAGCCUUGCUCGCAACAGGCUUGGGAUCAGCGCUUCUCCAUCGAUCUAGACCGUUCCCGUGAACUGGAAAUUGGCGUUUACUGGCACGACUGGCGAUCCUUGUGCGCUGUGAAAUUCUUGCGUUUAGAAGAGUUCAUCGACGAUGUGCGACAUGGUAUGGCAUUGCAAUUGGAGCCGCAAGGUCUGCUCUUUGCCGAAAUUAAAUUCCUCAAUCCGAUGAUAUCGCAAAAACCGAAGUUGCGUCGCCAGCGUAUGAUAUUCAAUAAACAACAAGUGAAGAAUAUACCACGUGCAAAGCAAAUGAACAUCAAUGUGGCCACAUGGGGUCGUUUGCUGAAACGUAAUACACCCUCCAGCUCGCACCUCGCCACCGAAGGCACAACACGCGGUAAUUCACGCGACAGCGAAUCGCCCAUUUCACGUUCACCAUCGUCCGGCACCAUCGAUGCCGAACCCGAACCGUAUUCACCCGGCCAGCAGGCACGUAAUUUAGAAUAUGAUCCUGAUGCGGGUCUGCACGAUCACGUCGAAACACCUGGUGAAUGCCCUGACCCCGAAGUGAGUGGUCUGAGUGGCAUGCGACCACUUUCGAUGCAGGGCAUUGCAGUGCUGCCACCGGAAGUGCCUUCACAAACUACACAAUCUUCUACACCACAAAAACAACAGCAGCAGCAGCAACAUCAUUUGUCUACGAAAAACAAUAACUUGCAUUUGCAGAUCGCCGGGAAGCAUGGCUCAAUGACGACUGCUGAAGUUGUCGGCGGCAUGCCACUGGGCUCGAGACCCACUUCGAAAUUGCCAACACCCACGCAGACGCAGCCGCCACCCAUUCCGACCACGGCGCCACCUAAACUCGAUCCAGAGUUACAGAGCGCAUUGCGUGAAUUCGAUUUUCUCAAUCAAAUGGACUCGCAGCCCAAUACAUUGCAACGGCCGGUGCAUCAAUACAAUCGACAACAGCAACAGCAACAACAGCAUGCGCAACAGCAACCACCAACACUGCAACCGAAGCCCCAACAGCAGCCCAUGCAGCAGCAGUACAUUGCCUCGGCCGCCCAGCAAACACUCCAGCCAUAUCACACACCACUGCCCACACACCAGCCAAUGCCGUUGCACCAGUACCAGCCACCGGCCGCUGGUGGUCAGGGUCGUCAACAGGGUUCAAUGCCAACAACUCCCGAAGCCAACAGCCAAUCGGUGGUGGCGCCGCAUUUCGGUAAUGCAGCAAUGGCGAAUAAUAAUAGUAAAUACAAUGUGCCGCAUGUGGCACGCCAAACUAGUCAAAGUAGUUUCAGAAACCAGCAGCAGCAGCAGCAGCAGCAAAACUACAAUAAUAAUAAUAGCAAUGCAAAUGCGUCGGUCGGUGGCAUGGCCAAUAUGUACCAUCGUCCAGUAUUGGCCAUGCCGCCGGUGAUAUUGAUGGGCGGCGAGUUGGGGGCCGGCAAUAUGACCAGCCCGAUAAUUGAGAUGCCACCGUCACCAGCGCCGAGCGCAUUGCCGAUUGUGGAGUAUCCCGAUGACGAUGAGUAUGCGGCGCUCGAUGUUGCGCCGACGAGUUACAGCAUCGAUGCCGGUGAUCGUUUCUGUGUCGAGGCGCAUAUCAAUGUUGUACACAUAACAAUUGAACCUUUAACAACAACAUCAACUACAACAACAACAACAAUAUAUCCAACAACAACAACCAUAACAACAACAAAAAGCAUACACAUUGCCGAUAGUAAACAGAAUGAGAUUAACACUUCGCCAACAACAACUACAUCGGCGACACUGACUGAUAAUGAAAUCGAAACCGAAAUCGAACUUGAAACGAAGAGUCUAAGCGAUUGCUUGGAAUCGAAUAAUAGUUCACCUCGAACUGAAUCAGUUACAGUGACGGAAGUGUACGACUACACAAUUGAGAGUGAGAAAUUAGGAACGAAAUGUGCUAAUGAAAAAUCAGUACAGAUUAUACCACAAUUUGGCAAUUUAUCAGUCAACAGCAACAGCAACAAUAAUCAACAACAAAAGCAAUAUGUGCCCGACUCACCGAUUGUACAGGAGCCGCCAACACCCACCGUCUACGGACAGGCUGCGGUGCAGACGCCGCAUUUCCCACAGGCAGCACAGCGUCAAGGCUACGCAUCGCCACCUGCAUCUGCUGCCUACCAGCAGCAACCCAUCUACCAGAAUCAGUACGAGCUCAAUGCGGCUGCCAUGCCGCCGCCGUCAGCCGUGGGCACAGGCGGACGUCGUAAUGUGGCACGCGGUUUACAGUAUCGUGACUCUGCUUACGAGUCACGCCGCCAAUCGCAAGCCAUCGGUGGCGGCAGUGUGCCGCCAGGCAUGCUGUCCAUUGACAAGUUCCGGUUGCUGAGCGUGCUGGGUCGCGGACACUUUGGCAAGGUCAUAUUGUCGCAGUUGCGCAGCACCAACCAAUAUUAUGCCAUCAAGGCGCUGAAGAAGGGCGAUAUUAUAGCACGCGACGAGGUUGAAUCGCUGCUGAGUGAGAAGCGCAUCUUCGAGGUAGCCAAUGCGAUGCGUCAUCCAUUUCUGGUCAAUUUGUACGCGUGUUUCCAGACCGAACAACACGUUUGCUUUGUUAUGGAGUAUGCGGCCGGUGGUGACCUCAUGAUGCACAUUCACACCGAUGUGUUUUCGGAGCCGCGUGCCGUCUUCUACGCCGCCUGUGUGGUGCUCGGCUUACAGUAUUUGCAUGAAAACAAAAUCAUAUAUCGUGAUUUGAAACUGGAUAAUCUCCUUUUGGACACAGAUGGUUAUGUGAAAAUUGCUGAUUUCGGUUUGUGCAAGGAGGGCAUGGGUUUCGGCGACCGGACGGGCACUUUCUGUGGCACACCAGAAUUUUUGGCGCCAGAAGUGCUCACAGAGACGUCAUACACACGCGCCGUCGACUGGUGGGGUUUGGGCGUACUGAUAUUCGAAAUGCUUGUCGGCGAGUCUCCAUUCCCUGGCGAUGAUGAGGAGGAAGUUUUCGAUUCGAUCGUUAACGAUGAAGUGCGCUACCCGCGAUUCUUGUCACUGGAGGCGAUAGCCAUUAUGCGUCGGUUAUUGCGCAAGAAUCCAGAACGGCGAUUGGGUUCUUCAGAACGCGAUGCGGAGGAUGUGAAGAAGCAAGCGUUCUUCCGUUCAAUCAGUUGGGAUGAUUUAUUGCUACGUAAGGUGAAGCCGCCUUUUGUGCCGACCAUUAACCAUCUUGAGGACGUAUCGAACUUCGAUGAGGAAUUCACCUCGGAAAAACCGCAGCUGACGCCUCCAAAGGAGCCAAGGCAUUUGACUGACGAAGAGCAACUAUUCUUCCACGAUUUUACCUACACCGCCGACUGGUGUUGAUAACUCGCAAAAGCGCAGCUCAAUUGUUUUUAAGAUAUAGAGGAAAGCAGCUCGUAUACGCCAACUUGGGAAGCCGGAACAGUGCGAAUGAAUUUUCCGCUUUGGUACUGCGAAUGUUGGCCGUUUGGACACUUAUUAUACCGUUUGAAAUAUUCGAUUUUGUGAAAUGCUUCGCUUUAACUUGUUCAAAUGUUUGGUGUGACCAUCGCUGUUUAUUGUGUAUUAGUUUAAGUAAACAGUAAUUUGAAUAGAACACAUAGCUCGGCUAGAUAUACAAAACAAUAUGCAUUAUUACAUAAUAAAAGAAGCAUGUUAUUUAAGAGAAGGUGAAAAAUUAUUUAUAAAGAGAAAACAACAAUUAUACAUACAUAUACACCUAUAUUAUACGCGAAUAAACAUAUAAAAAUAUAUUAAUGAUUUAUGUAGAGUUCAUUAAAACGUAAAAAAUCGCGAAAUUGAAGUUGGUUUAACUAAAAAAAAGUUUCAAUGUUUUAGAAACUCAACUAAUUAAGUGAAGAUAAUUUUUAAUGUUUGUCAACAAACAACCGACUAACAAAAGCAGCUAUUUGAAAAAUGUGCGCCUAAGAAAGUAUACAAAAUAUCGCGAGAAAGUUGAAGAAAACUUUUAUGCAUUUUUGUUUUUUUUUUUGCAAAAUUUUGUAAAAUGGGAGAUGAAAGUAGAUUUUUAGUAGAAAUAAAGAUAUUGUAUUAUGUUGAAGUCAAGAAAUGUCUGCAUGCCUUUAGAUUAAGCGAAGUUUAAAUUAAGUAAAUUGUUGAUUUUAACAAAAAUUUGGAUGCUAAACAAAACUCAUUUUACCGUUGCACGUUUUUUACGCCAUUUACACAACAUAAAUGGAAAAGCAAAUUGUUUUUGCUAACAGAAAGUAACUGAGUUAGCAAUUCUGCGUAGCAUCCACAAGCAAAAAAUUGUUGUAAAUAUUUUUUUGUCAUUCUUACAACAAGUUUUUCACACAUACAUGCAUAUACACAAGCAAUAAAUACUAAAAAGUAAAGUAAAGCGAUAAAUACGUAUAUAAAUAUACAUACUUACACCUAUAUUCAUAUUAUAAGUAUAUACAGAGAAUAUGAACCGAAAAUUGAAAUGAUACGACUACCAAGUCUAAUCCACAAUCUAAUCUUAUAUGUAAGGUUGCGCUUUCUGAAUUUAUAAUGCAGUUAAAACAAACAGUUAACGGAAAAUAAGUUUCCGAUUUAAAGAGUUCUAUAAAAAUUUGCUCAAACCCUAAGCAUAGAUUGUACCUUUGGUGAUAAGGAGUUGCAAUUUCAAAUCAUGUUUUUGUUAUUUUUGAAAAUUAUAUAAAUUUAAAUUUUGAAUUAAUUUCUUUUUGAAACUAAAGGUGCGUUGAAUUAAACGUCGCCCAAGUAUAAUAACAAAAGUCCAAAUUUUGUCUUAUUUGCUGUUGGUUUUCAAAUACUUUGUAUACAUACAUACAUAGUUGUACAACAAAACGGAUUAUUGUAAAAUUUAGUGAACUGAUCGAACACACCUUUGCUUGCUUUAAGCUAUUUGGCGUAUCUUUGCUUGCACAUGCAUGAUAAUAACUGUAUUCAUCAUCUGUUUGUAAUCGCAUUAUUUAGAAUUAUUGUUUAUAAUAUACAUUUUCCCUAUUAGUUAUUACUUUGUUUUUGAGUAAUUUUAGUUUCUUAUUUUAAUUAUGCUUAAACACUUAUCAAUGAAAAUAUUAAUUUCAAUUGUAAUAAAUACGUAUUAAAUUAA
Bactrocera neohumeralis is the source of this 7660-nucleotide messenger RNA. It is a transcript of the gene Pkn, whose product is annotated as serine/threonine-protein kinase N. The coding region runs from base 1198 to 5922 and encodes 1574 amino acids. Gene Ontology annotation, biological process: intracellular signal transduction; peptidyl-serine phosphorylation. The record is from RefSeq and is a predicted model, not a curated record. Gene Ontology annotation, molecular function: small GTPase binding; ATP binding; protein serine/threonine kinase activity. The transcript has 14 exons. Lineage: Eukaryota; Metazoa; Arthropoda; Insecta; Diptera; Tephritidae.